UCUACUCUUUUUUGUGCACUACCUCUUCUUACCUUCUUUUACUACACAAUCAAGCUAAUCUUAACUAAAAUAGCUACGUAAGAAAUGGCUUCUUCAAUUAAGAUAGUUGCCUUAUCUUUUCUUGUGCUCUUUAUUGGUAGCACCUCUGCUCAGCUCUCCCCCAAUUUCUACUCUAAGUCAUGUCCUAAACUCUUUGGGACUGUUAAGUCUGUAGUUCGAUCUGCUGUGGCUAAGGAAUCUCGGAUGGGCGCCUCGCUUCUUCGAUUGUUCUUCCAUGAUUGCUUUGUCAAUGGGUGUGAUGGCUCGAUACUAUUGGAUGAUACCUCCUCUUUCAGAGGAGAAAAAUCAGCAGCUCCAAAUCUAAACUCAGCAAGAGGAUUUAACGUGAUUGAUGCCAUCAAAUCCAAAGUGGAGCAAGUUUGCCCUGGAGUUGUAUCUUGUGCUGAUAUUCUUGCCAUAACAGCUCGUGACUCUGUUGCUAUUCUUGGUGGUCCAAAUUGGAAUGUGAAGCUAGGCCGUCGAGAUUCCAAGACAGCAAACCAGGCUGCAGCCAACAAUGGAAUUCCACCUCCAAGUUCUAGCCUCAGCAGUCUGAUUUCGCGAUUUCAAGCUCAUGGUCUGUCAGCCAAGGAUAUGGUUGCUCUAUCUGGAGCACACACAAUAGGACAAGCACGGUGUAUUACAUUCAGAUCACAUGUAUACAACGAAACAAGCACAAUUGAUGCAUCAUUUGCAAGCACAAGACAAAGAAACUGUCCAAGAACAAAUGGACAAGGUGACAACAAUCUUGCACCUUUAGACUCUCAAACUCCUACAACUUUUGAUAACAAAUACUUUAAGGACCUUGUUAGUAAAAGAGGUCUACUACAUUCUGAUCAACAACUCUUUAACGGCGGAUCAACGGAUUCAAUUGUUCAAUCAUUCAGCAACAAUCCUGGAUACUUUAGAUCCGAUUUCGCUACCGCCAUGAUAAAGAUGGGUGAUAUUAGCCCUCUUACUGGCUCCCAAGGUGAAAUUAGGAAGAAUUGUAGGAGGGCUAAUUAAGUGAUUUACUAUAAAUGAUUUCAUCACUUAAUUAAGCUUUUAUAGAGGUAUCAUAUUAUUAUUCAUCAUAAGUGUGGUUAUGAAUUUUUUUGGUAGUAUAAUUGAGGGAAACAUAGCACAUCCUCUUCAAAGUGUGACAUAAAUUCUUGUUUCUAAGUGUGAAACUAUUUGCUCAAUAAAACCAAGCUAUUCUUAUUUUUUUCA
Molecule: messenger RNA, 1248 nt
Organism: Beta vulgaris subsp. vulgaris (sugar beet)
Lineage: Eukaryota; Viridiplantae; Streptophyta; Magnoliopsida; Caryophyllales; Amaranthaceae
Product: peroxidase 4
Exons: 4
Coding region: 85-1044 (319 amino acids)
Biological process (GO): hydrogen peroxide catabolic process; response to oxidative stress
Molecular function (GO): heme binding; peroxidase activity
Source: RefSeq, a predicted model, not a curated record